ACCGCUGCGCUGCAUAGGUUUAUCUCGCCGCCGUCUCCGCGUUUACACGUACAUCGCGUAUAUACCAUCAUUCCGAUAGUGCGUGUACGCUCCGCAACAGUAUAACGGCAGUUGUCGGCACCCGCGGUCCAUCACUCGCUCGCUACCGACCGGCGCGCGAACACGCUUAGAACGCACGUGAGUGACCGCCCUCUCCCCAACCGGACCGACCACCACCCACCGAAACAACCGAGAUUACUUGUCAUAGAAUUUUUUUUUUGAAAAUAAAAAAAAAAAUUAUAUUUUUCCCGCCACACCGUCGCCUCUGCGCCGUUCAAAUCCCGACGAUUCCGACUCUCGCCGACGCCGCCGCCACUUUAUUCCGCCCGAAAACAUCGCGAAAUUGUUCCAUCGCAGUUGCGUAAUAUUAUUAUGUCCAAUAAUUUUUAAUCGUUUGAUUUUAUAACUUAGUCCGUUGGUGAUAACAACACUUGUUAACUUAUAAUCAAUUCGAGUUAUUUGAAAAACACCAAUGUGAAUGGCUAAGUAAUGCGAUCAUCGAUCAAUCAUGGCUCUCUUGUACAGAUUGGUUAAGUUGCCGGAUCGUUUUCAGACCCAUGUGUUUACGUUCGUGGUGACUAAAUCAGUAACUCGUGAUCCAGACAGGGAUGUUACGUCUAAGGAAUUUGCUUGUGGCCAUCAAAAAUGGUCAAUCACAUUCUCGCGAACUGACAAGAUGUUAGGAGCGUACCUAGUGUGGAAGAGUCCUUCCGAAUCGGUACGCGUUUAUGUGGAUUUUACGUUCACUAUACUCAACCGCGAACAUUUCAGCGUGAAUGAAUCAUUUGCUGGCAAACAAGUAAAGUUUACAACGGACUGCCCAGCCCAGGGUAACCGAAACUACAUUCCGGUCAGCGACCUGUACGGCCGAAACUUCACGGAUGCAAACGGCGAGUUCCAGCUGGAACUGUCCAUUGGUCACGUGCGCACGGUGUACGACACGGAGUUUGGCGUGCCCACGUCGCUCACUUCCAGGCUGUUGCACCACCAUCACCAGAUCCAAAACCACCACAACCCGGCGGCCGGAAAUGCACUCCAGCACCAGUACGGCACAGCGUCGCCUAGGGGGACCAAGUGCAAGCUGGAGACGUCGUACUUCACGUUCGGCGGAUUUGAUUGGAACCUAGCACUGUACCCGCACGGUGUCAAAGACGCAUCGUGUACUUCGGUUGAAGGUCGUAUGUCAGUAUAUUUGAACCGAUGUACAGGAUUUGACCAUCAAUGUCGUGUUCGAUACAUGUUAGUUUUGGGAGAUGGAGAAAAACGUCUAGAUUCUGGAAUAUUGGAUGAUGUAUCCGAUUCAGAUGGAAAAAGUUAUGGCUGGCAUCCCAGAUAUAAGUUCUCCGAACUUGUUACAAAGGGCACGAUUCGGGUACAUUUAGAGAUGUUAUUGGCAAACACAUUGAGUGAAGUUAUAUCCAGCAUAGUUAUAACGGGUAUCAAUCAGCACGGGGUGUCGUCUGCAACGUCUAGUGGAGUUGUGGCGUCGCCCACGAAAACGCAAUGUUAUGACCGUGACAAGCACGCCUGGUCCAUAAGGAGCGAUUGCCAAUCAGAAACGGUCCGACUUCAUAUGGUUUACAAGGAUAUUCAGAACGUCCCCAGAAAUCAUCUCAGGUAUGUUUGUUGGACGGCGUACCUGCUACGUUACCACGGUAAAACAGGCCAUGUGGAACCGGUACCAUUACCAGGUGCACCAUUCAGCCACUAUUACGCAACUGAUGCCACUGACGAAGGGAUUAUAAUGGAAACCGACAUAAGUGUCAAAGAGCUCCGUGAUUCGGGUUGUCCUUUUUUGACAGACAAAGGACAAUUGAGAGUACAAGUCGAAUGGGAAGAAAGCUAUUUACUGUUCCAAGCCACAUACCAUAAAUAUGACGACGUCAGUAGAACUCACAACUACCAGAUGAGGCGCGAGAUCACAGCUCUGCAAGCCGAAAACUACAGCUUGGAACGACAGUUGUUCAGCUACCAGAAAAGUAUGUCACUCGUGCAGAGCCGGGGUACCACGUACUCGGACGAUCUGGAUCCGGUGGACGUCGUUGACGGCGGCUGUGUCCCGGUGGACGAUCGCGAAGAUCAGCCACAUCAUCAGCAUCAGGGCAGCGUGGGUGGUGGCGGUGUUUUCUACGACGACGGCACACCCCUACAGCUGCAGUCCACGGUCGUUGUCGGCCCAGACGGCUACCCGCUGCCCCAACACCACCAACACCACCAUCAACAGCCGCUCCCGUCGCACCAUCAACUGCAUCAUCAUCAUCCGCUGCCGCAGCAGCACCAUCACCACCACCCAUGAGGUCGGCUGCCGUUCCACGAGACCGACGACGGCCACCGUCAUGUGCCGCACUAUCGGCACUCGGACGGCGGCGGUGGCCCGGCCACGUGGACGUCGAUGGCCAGUAACGCGGUCACAACAGUGUUCAAAAAAGCCCAAAGACGUUUCAGCGUCAUCCUCUACAACAACAACAAUCCCAUGUGAAAGUGCCAAAAAACGUACCAUAACAAUUUAAUAUCCGCUCGUAUGAUUUUAACUCAAUACUUUUGAUAAUAAUAAUAUUAUUAGCCAGGUAGGUUUGUUUCCCCAACAUGAUAAUAUUACUCUUGUUACAGUUUAUAAUUUACUUCAUUUUAAGCAUUUGUCGAGUAGGCGCAUUCAAAUAUUUUAUUAUAUGUAUUAUAUAUUAUUACGUAUACCAUGUAUAGAAUGAGUGAGCGGUAGAGAAAUAGAGAGAGAGAGAGAGAGAGAGAGAGAGAGUGAGUGAGAGAGAGGAGGGAUGACUAAAGAAACUUCCCUAAAACUUUCCCGCUCGCCAAACUUCAACCGAAAAAAAUAUAGGUACCUAUAAUUACCACAUAUUUCGAACAACUAAUAAAAAAAUAGCUUAACGAAUAUAUAUAUAUAUAUGUUGUUUGACACUACGUCUGUUGUAUAUAAUAUGUAUAUUAUUAUAAUAAUACUUAUCGCAAAAAUCCGACGACUUUCGUCACGCAUAAUGUUAUAAUAUAGUCACAUAUAUUAGGCGUAUAUUAUGCAUAUUACGCAGGUAAAAAUAUACUCCUUAUAGGUAUAAGUGGUAUAAUAAUAAUAACCAACGUAGUGAAAUAGUGCUUAAAUAUUGAAAAAAAAUAAGGAAAAUAUCGUGGAGCAGAAAAAUGUAUGAAACACGUAUUUGAAUUUCAUGUAAAAUACCAAAACCUAAUUUUUUUUUAAUUACCCUAAUUUUCAACAGACUUGUUAAUGUACAUACAAAUUUAAUACUGAUUAUUCAUCCGAUUCCUCGGAUCAAUAUCUAUAAUUUUGUUGUUUAUCUUCCACGCCUGAAUACACCAAAAAUGUAGAAAACACCAAUUGCUAUUAUUCAGCUCCUACUGAAUAAUAAGGUAAAUGCAAUCAAGACUACUUCUUUCAAAAUACAAAUUAUUUUUAAAACUUCAAUAUAGUAUAACAUC
Molecule: messenger RNA, 3489 nt
Organism: Diuraphis noxia (Russian wheat aphid)
Lineage: Eukaryota; Metazoa; Arthropoda; Insecta; Hemiptera; Aphididae
Molecular function (GO): protein binding
Source: RefSeq, a predicted model, not a curated record